This is a messenger RNA of Polyodon spathula (Mississippi paddlefish), 629 nucleotides long. Its product is annotated as protease-associated domain-containing protein 1-like. The transcript is spliced from 4 exons. The coding region runs from base 97 to 558 and encodes 153 amino acids. The record is from RefSeq and is a predicted model, not a curated record. Lineage: Eukaryota; Metazoa; Chordata; Actinopteri; Acipenseriformes; Polyodontidae.
GCCGAGCAUUUGUUACACGGAGUGACUCCCAAGCAACAAAGGCUUGUGAGAGAGAGGCGAGCGACGGACGAGACUCCAGUUCUGUGUUCACCCAGAAUGAUCAAAGGAAUCGAGGGGUUGCUGCUCUGUCUUAAAGUUUGGGGCGUCCUUAUUCAGCUUCCACAGAUCGCGACAGGUCUCGGUGUGAACGAGUUUCUGUAUUUCAGAGUUCUCAGCCCCAAGGACAUCGGCUACAUCUUCACUGCGGCUCCCGCUCAAGAUUUCGGGGGGGUCUUUACCCGGCUGUAUGAGGAGAUCUACCUGGUGCUGGCCGAGCCUCCCGAUGGCUGUACUGAUCUGAGGAACGCGGCGCUCCUUGAGGGGCAGAUCACAUUGCUGGAAAGAGGAGGGUGCUCUUUCCUCUCUAAGGCUCGCCGGGUGGAGGAAGCGGGUGGCAAGGCGGUCCUCAUCGCUGACAAUGCAUAUGAUAAUGACAGCCUCUACGUGGAGAUGGUGCAGGACGGCACUGCAGUCUCCACCAGCAUCCCAGCUCUGUUCCUGCUGGGAAGAGACGGGUGAGAGAGACUGGGAGAGAGAGGCACGUGAGCGAGAGACUGGGAGAUAGAGACUGGGAGAGAGAGGCACGUGUG